AAACCUGGACUUGAAUUUCUCACGUACAGUGCACUUCCUUUCUUGUUGCUCGACUUUCAGUUUCAAGCAUCCUCUCUCGGUCUUCGCUUCUCGAUUUCGCUUUCAGAUGGAUUGGCAAGGGCAAAAGCUAGCAGAGCAGAUCAUGCAGGUACUGCUAUCGGUGUUUGCAGUGGUUUCAUUCGUUGCUGGUUAUGUGCUGGGAUCGUUUCAGAUGAUGAUGCUCGUAUAUGCCGUUGGCGUGACCCUCACAGCCUUGAUUACUGUUCCGAAUUGGCCUUUCUUCAACCGCCAUCCGCUCAAUUGGUUGGAUCCCAGUGAGGCCGAGAAGCAACCCAAGCCUCAGGUAGCUGUGAGUUCGAAGAAGAAAAGCACCAAGAAGUAGGGUCAUUUUGAUUUCGUCUUCGGUUGCUAGGAAGCUGAAGGGAUAUCUUUUUUUUUUUUUGCUUUUAUUUACAUCAAUGGGUACUGUAGUCCGCUAGGUUACUUGAAAACAAUUAGAGGGGAACCCCUUCUUCCUUUGCCUCUACUAUGUUGCUAUUAAACAAUUGAAGAGAAUUUUCAUUUUCAUUUGCAUAUCUAUUUCAUCUUGAUGCCUCUAAGAUGUUUACAUUAUUGCUUUGCUAUCAAAUGCCAGAAAGCCUUUGUUUGGUUG
Hibiscus syriacus is the source of this 652-nucleotide messenger RNA. RefSeq names its product probable signal peptidase complex subunit 1. The record is from RefSeq and is a predicted model, not a curated record. NCBI's taxonomy places the organism in Eukaryota, Viridiplantae, Streptophyta, Magnoliopsida, Malvales, Malvaceae. Gene Ontology annotation, biological process: protein targeting to ER. Bases 107 to 382 code for a protein of 91 amino acids. The transcript has 2 exons. Gene Ontology annotation, cellular component: endoplasmic reticulum membrane; signal peptidase complex.